AUGGCCGCAUCUUUAAAGCCAAACACAGGAAAUCAAGAUCAGUAUUGCCAUUUUCAUCAUAGUCAUGGCCACACUACCAAAGCCUGUAGACAACUUAAGGAGGAGAUUGAAAGACUUAACCGUCAAGGCUAUCUUCGACAGUUUAUUCGGGAUUCACCUACCCGAGAGGAAACUCAUCUCAACGGGGGGCAAAAUCAACAACAGAGGCCACCGGUGAAUAACCGAAUAGCAGUUGGAGAAAUUGAGGCAAUUAUCGGAGGCCCUUUGCUAUCUAAUAAAGUCUUUUUGGUUUUAGAUGAAAUUCCAACUCCAAAGAAGGCUCGUAUAGAUCACUCCAUCACCUUUGAUGAUUCUGACUUGGAGGGAGUAAAAACCCCCCACCAAGGCCAACUUGUGAUUAAUAUGGUGAUAGGUGAUCCGUGUUACAAUGUUAAGAGAAUUCUUGUGGACAAUGGUAGCUCCGUGGAUGUCCUAUUCUACUCUACCUUCCUCAAUAUGGGUCUUACAAGAUAG
This is a messenger RNA of Dendrobium catenatum, 513 nucleotides long. RefSeq lists its product as uncharacterized. NCBI's taxonomy places the organism in Eukaryota, Viridiplantae, Streptophyta, Magnoliopsida, Asparagales, Orchidaceae. Bases 1 to 513 code for a protein of 170 amino acids. The record is from RefSeq and is a predicted model, not a curated record. The transcript has a single exon.